AUGGCUAGUUUCCGAUUCAACAUUCCGGAUUUCACCAAAGUACUUCUGCUGAUCGACAUCGCAAUAUGCGUCCUCUACACGCUCGCGCGACUGAGGCCUUUCUCGAAUGAAGCCGGCACGCACGCGUCCGAUGUCCCAUACCUUGCGCUUGUUCCGGCGAAAGUCGUCUACUAUCCAUGGACUCUUUUGACCACCACCUUCGUUGAACAGAACCUGUUCAACUUCCUCAUCAAUAUCGCGACAGUCCUUUUCGGCGGUCGAUACUUUGAAAGAGCAUGGGGAAGUCGGGGCUUUGCGAUGACCGUGCUCGUCACCUCACUCAUACCAAAUAUCCUUAUCGCACCGCUAUACUGGGCAUGGGGCGCCAUCAUGGGAAAUCCAGAUCGCCAGUUGACGCCGUGCACGGGAAGCAUCACACUGCAAGCGGCGUUCAUCGUAGCGUUCAAGCAACUUGUCCCUGAACAUACUAUCAGCAUUUAUAAGGGCAUGAUCAAAUUCCGAGUCAAGCACUUCCCAGCCAUAUUUCUUCUACUCAACACCGGUUCAGGGCUUGUCCUCGGCACUGACACAGCCUUGGUCUUCGCCUGGCUCGGUUUCCUCACAUCCUGGAUCUAUCUACGUUUCUACAAAAAGCAGCCAGACCUGACCGGCACCAGCACGAAUAUGAAAGGAGAUGCCAGCGAAACCUUUGCAUUUGCGACGUUCUUUCCAAAUGUCAUGCAGCCACCAAUUGCUGGCCUGACGGACAAGAUCUUUGAGUUACUGUGUACGAUCAAGCUCUGCACACCCUUCUCGGAUGAAGCAAUAGAGUUGUCAAACCAACAUGCGGCGAAUAGAGGCGACGCAGGAUUACCGACCUUUGUCAGACAGCCACGAGCCGGUAUGGGCAUGAGCAAAAGAGAGGAAGCAGAGCGGCGACGAGCUCUGGCAUUGCGUGCACUUGACCAGAGGCUGAACGCGGCGCCUAGUCAGGCAAAGCCACCGGUCUCGGUCACGCCGUCUCUCGCUGCUGGCGCUGAUCAGCAAGCCCUGGGACAGACGGACUACAAGCCGGAUGACCACUAG
Cyphellophora attinorum is the source of this 1065-nucleotide messenger RNA. RefSeq lists its product as uncharacterized. NCBI's taxonomy places the organism in Eukaryota, Fungi, Ascomycota, Eurotiomycetes, Chaetothyriales, Cyphellophoraceae. Gene Ontology annotation, cellular component: Golgi apparatus; membrane. The transcript has a single exon. The record is from RefSeq and is a predicted model, not a curated record. Bases 1 to 1065 code for a protein of 354 amino acids. Gene Ontology annotation, biological process: retrograde vesicle-mediated transport, Golgi to endoplasmic reticulum.